AUGGAGGAUUAUAUGGAGUGUCAGAUUUUUGGCAUCAGACUAUAUUUCAAUCUUCGUGGGGACACAACAUUUUAUCGAGGAUUUUUGAAAGCGGAAACAAUAACAGCGUAUACCUACAUUUAAUGAUUAAUACAUAGAUGCAAUAUGUUGUAUAUACUGAAUGUAAUUAUGCUUAUGUGAAACAGCACAAUAGCAUCUUUUUUGAAGGAGAAAUGUAAAUUUAUGCAUAGAAAAAACAUAUGUUUUAAUUAUAGCUGUGAGUUGUGUUCAUCACUGGUCACAUGUCCUGCUUCACCUGUUUCAUCUCCAAACCUUCCCACAGGACAUGCGCAGUGAGAAACCCAGGCGCUGUCCAUUGUGCUGAAAUGACGCACGGUGCCAACAGGUACCCAGAGGUCCGGAAUGAUCCAGAAGCAAAACAUAUAACUGUCAAUCUGUUUAUCCACAAAUCCCGAUAGACGUCAUAAAUUGAUGAUUCUGAACGGCCUAUGGACAUGUGUCGACAGCUUUCCAUACUGACAAGUUAACACUUUCCAGCGUCACCUCAUCCCAGCUAUAGCAUCCUGUGUGUGUGUGUGUGUGUGUGUGUGCGUGUGUGGAUGCUGCACACACAGCUGCUGCUUCUUUAAGAGCCACCGCCCGCCCCCUCCCCAGUAUUUUUAGCUGAGCCAGCCACUUCAUUCUCUGGAUGAGACGGACAGCUGUGCACCGUGGGCUGUGUCGCUCACUUCAUCGUUUUCAAUAAAUGACAUCAAUGUCCACAAACUGCGGAUCCGCCGUGGGCCUGCAGUAGCCACCUGGGGGGAGGGAGACGUUCGUCCCGCCGCUGUCGGAUGCUGAGACUCGCACUCAGCCCCGUGGAUCUGCCUGAUGUCCAUUAUGAAACGCAAUGGUGCACUGUCGAGUGUGAGGCGCAGCGCUUUUGACAUCCAGUGAAUCACCAGAAAUCAAUUGGGCUGUACUCAACGCUCCUGCGGUGCGAGGUGGACCAGCAUCCCCGGUGUGCUCAUCGCUCAGCCUCCCAUCUUCUCCUGGACUGUGGAUAACUAGAAGCCUUCAAGACGGAGGGGGCGGUGGAGCAUCGAGGGAAAAACAGGGGCAACAUGAGAGAGCGGGACUUCAUGCCCAAUGUGGAGAGGGGCAAACCUGCCACUUACACGGGGGACAAAAAGGCUAAGAUGGCUGCUAAGACGAACAAGAAGUGGGUGAGACUAGCAACCGUGUUUGCAUAUGUGUUGUCCGUGUCCUUAGCAGCCAUCAUCCUGGCUAUUUACUACAGCCUCAUCUGGAAACCAACUAGUGCGUCCUCCUCCGCGGGGAGGCCGGGGGUGCCAGAGGGGGUCACCCCCAGCGCCAACAUCUCCACUAACGUGUCCUCGAGCGUCACCGUGUCGGAGUGGAACUCAACGCAGACGGGGCUGCCGCUGUCUCUGAACCACACCACCAGGCAGGGCACCACCGCGGCAGCAGCAGCCCCGCACAGCCUCGCAUCGGCGGGGUUCCAGUGGGACGACAUGGCCGAGAGCGUGGCCGUCUCGCCCGGGGCAGAGGUUGCGCACUCGCAGCGGCAGGAGGAGGGAGGACUCUACGCAUCAUCCACGGAGAGAUCGGGCACUUCGGGGAAACAGACGCAAAGCAAGCCCCAGCCCAGGGUGAGCCAACACAUACCAACGGACACCGCGGAGCCAGAGGGCGAAGGGGAGAAAGAGGAGGAGGAGAGGGUGGCGCGCACUGGGGGUGAUGGAGAGACUGACCCUGAGCAGGCGGCUGCAGAUUCGGCCACCGUCCCUCGGACGAGCAUGAGAGGAGAGUGAUCCGGCCCUGAUUGUCAUCGUCGCCAUCAUCACCCCUCGCGCGCACACUGACCCGUGGAGGAGUGUUUACCAGACUCAGUGCCGCAGGUCGGAUAACACGCAGGUCUGAACUCAUCUCUUGCUCUAAAGCCUGAGAAAAGAGGAGACGUCCCUUCUUCUGUAAACACUGCCCCCCCCCCAACACUAACUCUGCGUUUUUUUUCCUUUUAGGCCAUUUGUAUGCCUUAAAAAUCAGUGUGAGUCUCCAGCUUCUGAGGCCACUGACCUGCCUGUACGUGUGGACGAGACUGCCCUAGAUAUUUUUGUUAAAAUGAAUGGGACAAAGGCUCCAGAGAUUGUUUCUAUUUGUUUUUGUAGGGCAUGAACAUGCAAACAUGCAGCGCUUAACAUCACUGCCAUUCAUCGGCUGGUCUAAAAAUCACUAAUAGCAUUUUAACAUCUAUAGGCUGUACUCUUCCCUUUUUUUUUCAUGGACCAAACCUGGAUUACGAGUAGGAGAAAAACUGCAUUGUUGAGUUAUGCUCAGGUAUGUGCAUACAACCAUGUAAAUGUACUGUGGAUUUGGUUGUGUACAUAUAUAGGGCAGGCGUAGAUCUUUUUGGGGCCUUGAUGAGCUUUUAGUUUCAUUAGAUACAUUUUUAUUAAAGAUACAUGUAUGAUAGCUAUAACUAUAUCACAAGGUACAAAUAAACAUCCUUAGAAAACGACUCACUUCUAUGGUUUUGUAUAACCCGGUAUAUGUUAAUGGCAUCUGAUCUAUGCAGAGCCAGAAUGGGGGGUGAUGUUGAAAUUGGCUUCUGAGUGUAAACCCCACAUUUGAUACGAAGGAGUAGCUUCAGCAGAAAUCACAUCAGUGCACGCUCAGCACAAGGAGCACAGGGUUUAUGGUCAGUC
Messenger RNA from Platichthys flesus (European flounder), 2708 nucleotides. RefSeq lists its product as uncharacterized. The transcript has a single exon. The coding region runs from base 1104 to 1814 and encodes 236 amino acids. The record is from RefSeq and is a predicted model, not a curated record. NCBI's taxonomy places the organism in Eukaryota, Metazoa, Chordata, Actinopteri, Pleuronectiformes, Pleuronectidae.